This is a messenger RNA of Dinoponera quadriceps, 3868 nucleotides long. Its product is annotated as host cell factor 2-like. Gene Ontology annotation, cellular component: Golgi apparatus. Bases 983 to 3133 code for a protein of 716 amino acids. The transcript has 8 exons. NCBI's taxonomy places the organism in Eukaryota, Metazoa, Arthropoda, Insecta, Hymenoptera, Formicidae. Gene Ontology annotation, molecular function: protein binding. The record is from RefSeq and is a predicted model, not a curated record.
GGCAGGCAGCCUGCUGUUCGCGCGUUGCGGCUUUUUUCCCCACCGAGUUCGAGUUCGGGACGCGAACGACGGACAGAAACAGAAAGAGAGAGAGAAAGAGAGAGAGAGAGAGCUUAUUCGGACCGAUCGUGGAGUGCGGGUGUCACGGGAGUGCGACUCAUAGGCGCGCGCGUGGCUCGGGAUCUCGAGGGGAAAGAGGGAGAGAGAAAGAGAGACAGACAGAGAGAAGCGAGACACGGCGGCGACGUCGGCCGGAGGUGGGACCGGCCACCGCAGGACGGGACGGUGAUGGAGCUCGCGGGGCAGCAGAUGCGACAGCGUGAAAAAACUGACGUUCGAUAAUACGCCGCGCGACAAGUUCGUUGAACCCUUUCGGGAUUUAGGGUCGCCGCAGUUGAUGCGUUCAGAGCUUCAGCAACCUGGCGGUGAAGAAUAAGAGGAGUUGGCAGGGAUAGUCCACGACGGACAAUUAACGAGGAGACGUUCCGCGUUGCACGCGCGUUAAUUGGAGCCAGCUAGUCAGCCGUGUACAGUUGGAGCCUGGAACAGUGAUCGAUCUCCGUGAACGCGUUGGACUAAUCUUGCCAGAGGACCGUCCUUGUGAAAGGGAGAGAGACAGUGGCCAUUCUGUCGUUCCUCUCGUCCUUCUCUCUCUCAGGGAAGUUUUUUAGCGGGAGAUUCGUGCAUCGCACGCGCGACAUCCUCGCGUAUGUCGCGUCGUUCGUCGCGUUGCGACCGGACGCGGCAGCGCCGAGGAGGACGAGGGUGGUCGUCGUGGGAGAAGAUGCGCGUUUGAAAAGAGAAAGAGAGAGAGAGAAAGAGAAAGAGCAAGAAAGCAGGAGCGAGUGGCAAGUCGCCGUCGGACGCGCUCUUCGCAUAGCAGCGGCGGCCGCACUUUUAAUCGCCGGUUGCAUGUGGGUCACGAGUUGCAUUCGUCGCAGCUAACGAGAUAGAGAAGGUUUACCGAGCGAAGAGGAAGAACAUGUGGAGCUCGGUUACCGCGGCUGGUACGGAAAAUGGGCCAGCACCACCUUCGAGGAGCAAGCACAGUGCCACCUUACUUGCCGGUCACGUGUACUUACUCGGGGGACGAAAUGGAAACCUACCACUCAAAGAUCUUUGGCGAUACAGUCUCGCGGAGAGCAAAUGGGAGGAACUGCAUCCGGGGGGUGAGAGACCGCCGGCGCUUCAGGAGCACAGCGCGGUAGCCUACAAGGAUUGCCUCUAUGUUUUUGGGGGCGAGCUCGGCUUCUCCGCCGGCACGGAAACGCCGCUCUGGGUCUACAAUGUUAAGACGAACUCGUGGCGGAAAGUAAGGGCACAACGGGGUUGCGCGGUGCCCCGAGGUCGCAGGGGUCACACCGCCCUGGUGCAUCGUGGGCAGAUGCUGAUUUACGGCGGUUACCAAGAUUUACGCGGGAGCUCGCCCGAAUUGUGGGCUUUUCAUUUCGAGACCGAAUCUUGGCACCUGCUGUCGUCGAGCGAGAGCGGACCGGCGGCGCGGCACAAGCACUCGGCGGUACUGCACGGCGAUGCGAUGUACAUCUACGGCGGGAUGACGGACCUCCAAGAGAGGAACGACUGUUGGCGAUGGGACGUCAAUAGCGCCUCGUGGUCCAUGCUGAAGAACAAACCAGGACCCGGACCGCUGCACGGCCACGCGGCAUGCAGACUGCCGAGCUGUAUGUUGAUCUUCGGCGGCGAGAGCGGCGGUUUGGCGACGAACGAGCUCUGGAGGUUUCAUUUUGGCACGGAAACGUGGGAGAAGCUGUCCGUGCCGGGACCGAAACCGCAGCCGAGAGCCGAGAGCGUGGCUCUUGCAGUGUCCGAGUUACUGAUUCGCGGCACCAACGUGGACAAUCCGAAACCGCGACCGCGGGGUCAAAGGCCGAGGCUGUCGAGCAAUCGGAUGUCACCGAACGAGGCGCCGGCCCGACCGAGCUUCCUCAAGGAGAUCUCGAAGCUGUCGCAGAUCAACCUGUCGCGACUCAGUCAUCCGACUAAGUGCAGCUACUCGGUGCUAAGCGGCCACGACGACAACGAGGAGAGCCCUCAGGAGCAAGUGGACGUCGAGGUGGUGGAACCGUCCACAGGCAUGGUAAAGUCUCGCAGUGCUAACACACUAGCCAGACGGAGACAGAAAGCGCCGGAGGGUACGCCGCGGUCGACGGCCGACGUCGUCGGCGGCGUCAACAACACCGCCGCCGCUUCUGGUAUGACCAGAGAUCCUAUAUCGGUGCCAAACUUUCGUGCUUUGACGUUACCAACACCUGUUCUCACGCCUGUAGAGGCCGCCCGAUUGGUCUUUGUAGACCCGGACGAGAACAGCGACAACGAGGAGCGCAAGGAGCCGCCCACGUCGAGACUGAUCGAGGUGCAGGAGGAGAGGCGAGACUUCGCGGCGGUGCACCAAGCCUGCCAGCCGACUCGCGGCGAGAGCUACAGCUCGCACCUGUAUGAGGCCGCGUUGCAGACACCGAAGACCCCGACGACUACAAAAAUCCCCACUUCCGCGUCCGUCCGCUUCGCCGACCUCGAGGAAGGCGAGGAGUCGACGUCGGACUACGCGAGCAUCGAGGCGAGGAGUCCCGGCGACCCGCUCGCGGACGACGACUGGGUGUCCGGCAGGAAAUCCAAGCCGCACCGGCCCAUCGUCACCUCGUCGACGAUACGAGAGGGCCAGUUCGGUUUCUGCAACCCGAACUACCUCGGCUUGGACGAGGCGAGGGGCCACCACCAUCAGCAACAACAACAGCAGCAGCAGCAGCAAGAAGGCAAAUACGCGAAGCUGCUCAACAGCCCGCCCGACAGCGUGCUUGAGGACGAGCCCGGUAGGUCAGCCUCGCAGACCUUCGCCGAGCUCUUGGAGCUCCAAGAGAUCCGGAGGGUGCCACGAGCACCCCCCAAGAGUCUGCCACUGGGCUCGCCUUCGAGGAGAGCGGUGAGCGCGUCCAGAGCUGAGAGGCAAAGGGCGAAGGUCGCGGCGGUGGACGCGACCGACGCGAAGACGCCCUCCUAUGGCCCCGCGCCCCUCUACGUUUUCUUGGUCGGCGGUAAAGAGAAGGGGCAGGUGACGGUAUUCGCGAGGCCGGUCUCCCUGUGGAAGCUGCAGCUGGCGCCGCAUAUCUUCUAAGUCUCGCGUCUCAAUCGACGCUCGUCUGCGCGCGUCACUCAGUCAGUGAUAAGGGAGAGCGCGAGAUUACCGAUGAUGGCAGCGCUUCGUGGUUUCCGUGUCGACGAGCUGUUCGUCGCCGCGCCUGUGCUCCGUCUCUCUCGUCGAUGGAAGAGAGCUUGCAACGAUUCUUUCUUUUUUCUUUUAUUUUUUUAAUCUGAAUUUCGCCACAUCUGCACAGUCGAUCAAUUAAGAAUUGCAAGGCUAUUUUUGGAAUAAUUUCGUAACGUUUACAGGUUCAACAGGAGAAUUUGCAGAGUUGCCACGGAAAAUGAAUUCUGAAACUUUCUGACUUUCCCACGUUUUCCAGACGGCAGUGGAGAAUUUUCCAUGAGCAAUACGUGAUGUUAAACUUUAACGUUUAGAAGCAGGGGUUGCAAGAAAAGUAAUUUAGAGUACUAUUAGAAACAACAAACUUAAGAGUUUAGUAACAUAAUAUAAUUCUGAAUGCAAAUUAAGGCUAACGGAAAAUAAAUGAGUCUUGGAAAGAAGAAUAUAGUUAAAAAUAUUUCAGGAGAUUGUGAGUAAAUUCCAGGUUUUUAUAUCUUUCCCUGACUUUUCCAGGUUUUCCCUGACAUUUUUAAUUUCUUUGACUUUUCCCGGUUUUUCAGUUCUGUGGUAACCCUGAUUUUUGUUUCUCAAUAAUUCUCAAGAAUAACAUUUUCUUAUUGAAUAUAAUAUAAAUAUCAUAUGCGU